AUGAGCUCGCCGCAGAAGAUGACCGCCGCCGCAACAGAGGGUAACCUCUCUGUUGCUCAGUACCAUGAGCGCCAGCAGGCAAAGCGCGACGCCCUCGCUGCAAACGCCGCGUCGGGGACAACCCAGUCGGAGAUUGUCCUCGAAGGUUCCUCUGUAGUCAACGACGCCGUUGACAACGGGAGUGACGACGUAGAGAUGGAAGAGGGCGAGGCCUCUUCCAACAAGCGCAAGGAGUCUAUCGACAGUGAUAGUCUCGACCCGCAUGCCGGGUCGAGACGCCCUCGUGAAGGAGACGACUCGGACGCUUCAAGCUCGAAGCGUUCGCGCGGCGAGAGCGAAACUCCGCUCUCCGCUGCUGGGGCUUUAAGCUCCCCGCGUGAGGUGGCGUCUUCAAGUUCUCCGCGCACUGCUCAGGCAGCGCGCGAUCCGUGGAUGCCGUCUGCGUCAGAGAUCGCAGACCGUGUGGGCAACACCGUACCUCCAAAUGAAAUUCCGCUGUACGUAUGCAGCGGGAUCCACGAUGAUGCUGUGGCGGAGGAGCAGCACUUUGAUCCCAAAGUGCCUGAGUUGCAGGCACUUUGUCAAAGUUGGAAUGCUUUUGUUGAGAACUUCAACAAGAAGCAGGCUGCUUACCGUGAGCGCUUUGAGACAUUCUCGACGCGCGGGAGGCUGGAGCAGCUCCACAGAUCCUCUGUGGGCGCUGGUAUUCCAUGCGCUGUGCCCGAAGGCCAUCAGUGCACGUUGUGUCUUCCGGGUGCGGUGCGCUUGAGCGACCGCGACCUAAACGGGUACACGACGAUUCGUGUACCUGAGAGUCUCAAGGAUCUCCGUGCCAAGUUCUUGGCACGCGAGGAACGCGACGAUCGUGGGGCUUCGGGCACUGUAGGCGACCACAGCGCUCGCACUACCUUCGCGUCGGCAGGAUACUAUGGUUCACAAUACGCUCAACAAUCCAGCGUGUUGAGCCGCGGGCGUCGCGGAUCGGAGGCGGCGGUGGUGGGAACACGCCCCGGGUAUGGUCUACCUGGGGUUGACCUUGGCCCGACGCUCGAGGAGCGGGUCGCUGCUGUGGAACAGCAUCAGAGCCGGGAGUUCACCGCUCUGAAGCAGGAGGUGGUGAUCCUGAGGGCUCAAGUCGCUCAGGCCUCGCAGACCGCAUUGGACAUCUCUGUCGACGUGGGAGGUCGCGUCGCACGCUUGGCCCAGCGCGUUCACGCGCUGGAGCAGAGGUUCGCUCCCGCUGGGGCUUCCGCUUCGGGCCAGCCGAGCUAG
Messenger RNA from Phytophthora sojae, 1272 nucleotides. RefSeq lists its product as hypothetical. The coding region runs from base 1 to 1272 and encodes 423 amino acids. The transcript is spliced from 3 exons. Lineage: Eukaryota; Oomycota; Peronosporomycetes; Peronosporales; Peronosporaceae. The record is from RefSeq and is a predicted model, not a curated record.